GGGUUUAGCCUGAUUUGUGUUUACUGGAUGUGAUCUGCAGAAGAGAUGAGAGCUUUCAGCUGAGCUCUAGCUUGGGGACAUAUUGUGGGGGGGGGGAGAGACGAGACAGCUAGGGAGGUGUGUCUCUCUCUGUGUGGCUUAUUUCCCCUCCCUUAAGAGAUUGCUCUGUUCUCUCCAUAGAGCCUCUCUGAUCGCACCGUUGGCAAGGACCUCCAGAGCACGAGGACAGGUCAACGGCAAUGGUGCACAACCUUUUUUUAGUCCAUUUUCACCCAAUGACGCUCAGAGAGCUGACAUGAGCUCAGCUUUGGUGUAACACGGCCUAGAGGGAGGGAGCUGAAAUACCAUCCACUCUUCUGUAAAUGCCACAACACCACCAGCAUUCCUUCUCCAUCCACAGACCACUUUCAGUGCCCGCUUUUCCAUGGCAUCUGUCCAGGAACCUGAGCCUUGACAUGAAAGGAGGACAGGGGCACCAGGGUAGUUCAUUCUCCCCAACCAGCUCAGUCCUGAGCUGAGACAUUUUCUUUUGCCAAAUGACACGGUGCUACUGCAAUCUUCCAUGGUUCUUCCAUUGACAAGCUGAAAGCUGGAUUUUAGCCUCAGUGCCAGGGGAAAAGACAACAACUGUGUUUGCUGCUAGGACCAAUUCUACAUCCCGAGGAACACGCAAGGACAUUCAGCUGUCACUUCCAGGAGGCAAAAGAACUAACUGGGCUGAGGACAAAUACCGGCUUCUGCAAGGGAUUCUUUACAGAACACAAAAUUGCUGCUUUUUCUUCCCUGAAGUCUUGACUCUUUGAAAGCUGCACUGUUGGCCACCAUUACAAGGCAGUCAGUGGAGUCAUUAACUAACUGGGAUGCCUGCAUGGCAACAUUACUGAUGCUUAACAGAAACAGAGGGAUGAGGACCCGCCUGGGCUGCCUAUCUCACAAAUCUGACUCUUGUAGCGACUUCACGGCUAUCCUUCCAGAUAAACCCAACCGGGCCUUGAAAAGAUUAUCAACAGAAGAAGCUACAAGAUGGGCAGAUUCCUUUGAUGUUCUUCUGUCCCACAAAUAUGGAGUGGCUGCAUUUCGUGCCUUCUUGAAGACAGAAUUCAGUGAAGAAAACCUAGAAUUCUGGUUGGCUUGUGAGGAAUUCAAAAAGACACGGUCAACUGCCAAGCUCGCUUCGAAGGCCCAAAGGAUUUUUGAAGAAUUCAUUGAUGUGCAAGCACCACGAGAGGUUAACAUAGACUUCCAGACUCGGGAGGUGACAAGAAGGAACAUCCAAGAGCCCUCACCAUCAUGUUUUAACCAGGCCCAGGGGAAAAUCUACAACCUUAUGGAAAAAGACUCUUAUCCCAGGUUCCUGAGGUCCAAAAUUUACGCAGACCUGCUGUCUCAAACCCAGAGGAGGCUCAGCUAGAGCAGGGACGGGUGGGUAGGAGCUGCCCCUCCUUAGACACGAUGAGGUCUCUGCACCAGCCAAAUUCAUUCCCAUACGUGAAAUUUAAGUUCAUUGGUGUUAUCACAGCAGUAGAAUGAGGUGGGGAAUGGAACAGAAGAAGCAUGGAGGGACAGGGGCUGUGUGUGUGUAUGUAGAAUAUUUCACAUCACAAGUCCAGUGUACACAAAUGUCUUGGUUUUUAUUUGAAGCACAGGUAUACAAACAGCAGUGAAACUGUUUCCAGUUGAUCCUCCUUUCAGGAGCAUAACAUCUGCUGUAUAUUUUAAUGGUCAAUUUUGGUAAUCAUAAAGCCAGGCUUCCUAAAAUUUUACUAUAUCAGGCUAAUCCGCAAACAAACAUCAGAGUCAGGCCAUGGGCAUCAAAAGCACAGCCAUACCAAGUACCUGCUAGAUCAGCUAGGACAGGGGUCUAGCCCUUGUCAGCAAACUCCAUAAAUCACUGGCUGGAAGUUCAAAGAACCUGGUAGACCGAACAGUCCAGAUUGCAUCUACGUAUUCAUCAUUAACCAGAAUCAGAACAAGAUACAGGACAGUAGCAAGCAAACGAAGAGAUAGGCAGACCUGUGGCGGUUGUAGAAUGGCAAGGAAGGCCAAAAGUUUGCGCUGCUUCAGGUCUGGCCUGAGACCCUUGGAAUCGAGAUUGGGAGAAGGAACAAGAAAGUCAACGCCAGACAUUUUGAAUUUCCUGAAGGCAGAGGAAGAAGUGGCUCUCAAAAUCCACCUAAAUCAAGUUACAGAGUAUCUAAAGCCAGCCAAGUUAUUUUGUCAUACAAUCAGAUAAAAAUCUCAAAAGCUCCUUUCCUCAAUCCUGGUAGUUAAAACAGAACAACAAAUUAAAUGGUUAAGUGUUUGACCGCUUGCUCUGUCUCAGGAUAGGGCUGGCCCCAAGGAACAGUCUAUCUUGGGAUUAUGCUAAGCAGAACUUUUAGGGGAGAGUAUAUAUACAGCCACCUCUCCCUCUACUUUGCAGUUUAUUUAUUACUUAUUUAUUUAAACUUUUUUAAAUCAGUCUUUCUCCUUAAAAAGGACCCAAGGUGGC
This is a messenger RNA of Pogona vitticeps (central bearded dragon), 2491 nucleotides long. Lineage: Eukaryota; Metazoa; Chordata; Lepidosauria; Squamata; Agamidae. The record is from RefSeq and is a predicted model, not a curated record.